Messenger RNA from Branchiostoma floridae (Florida lancelet), 2007 nucleotides. RefSeq names its product shaker-related potassium channel tsha2-like. The record is from RefSeq and is a predicted model, not a curated record. The transcript has 6 exons. Bases 279 to 1988 code for a protein of 569 amino acids. Gene Ontology annotation, molecular function: delayed rectifier potassium channel activity; protein binding. Gene Ontology annotation, biological process: protein homooligomerization; potassium ion transmembrane transport. Gene Ontology annotation, cellular component: voltage-gated potassium channel complex; membrane. Lineage: Eukaryota; Metazoa; Chordata; Leptocardii; Amphioxiformes; Branchiostomatidae.
AAAGCUAGGUAGAAGAGUGAUGCACCAAACCAGAGGAAAGCUCAUCAAAAGGGACGGAGCUGAUGUCUGAGAACGUGUGAGGAGAGUUCUGAGUCCCAGGGAUGGCAUGUUUGCCUGUCACGAAAGACUGUACAUUUACUUCAAGUAAUCGUCGCUUAGCUUAUUGCUCGCUAGACGAGCGACGUGCCUUUAGCAGCAGAGGACAUCCCAUCUAAAAGGACGGAUGUGAAGUCUGAAUUGAAACUCAAAGCGUGAGGAGAGAGUGUCAGUCCGGGAGGAUGACCCUACAGUUGGCCACCUUCCCGUCAGUCGCGGCGUUGAGUCACGAGAGGGUAGAUGUUAUCGCCGCGAUCUCAGCCUCCGAGAGCCGGAACUCCACCCAACGCAAGCUGUCCAGGUUGAGGAAUUAUAGCGUGAUCAGCGAUGGGAGUGCGGGUGCCGACUCCGAUGAUGAGGACGGUCGUGGCGGUGUGGGGAUAACUUCCCUGCUGGGUAGAGUCGUCACGGAAGGCCUGCGGCACAUUCACCAGCCUGACAGAAGGAUCCGGCUGAACGUGAGCGGUCUGAAGUUUGAGACGAAAGAGAGUCUUCUGUUCCGCUACCCGCAGACUCUCCUGGGGAACUCCGAAAAACGUGCGGAGUUCUACUGUCCGGAUAGCGACGACUUCUUCUUCGACAGACACCGCCCGAGUUUUGAAGCCAUCUUUAGGUACUACCAAACAGGGAAGCUGAUACGCCCCUCCUCCGUUCCCGUUGACGUGUUUGUAGACGAGAUGAGGUUCUUCCGACUCGGGAGCGACAUCAUCAGCACCUACCUGGAGUCCGAAGGGUUCAUCUUCCCCAAACCCAUCCGCGAGAGCGACAUGCCGCCCGAGGGACAUCGUCGCACGAUCUGGAGACUGAUGGACUUUCCCGAAAGCUCGAUUUUCGCGAAGAUCAUAACACUUAUGUGUGUAAUCGUAAUAUUCGUCUCCAUCUUUGUGUUCUGCAUGGAAACUCUACCCGACUAUCGGGACCAGGAGGUCCUCAUAGGCCACGACAACAGCACUAACACAACAGCCAUAGAACGUGCGACGCAGAGCUCGUUCUUUCAGAUAGAGACCUUCUGUGUGGCCUGGUUCUGUAUCGAGUUAGGUCUUCGCUUCUACGCCUGCCCGAAGAAGCUGGUGUUCAUCAAGGACCUCCUGAACAUCUUCGACUUUGUGGCAAUCGUUCCCUACUUCGUGACGCUGCCCCUCAUCAUUGCGAACGUCUCCAUUCCGGGAAACUCCAUCGUCUUCUCCCUCCUCAGGACCAUGCGGCUCACCAGGGUCUUCCGCAUCAUGAAGCUCUCCAGGCACUUCAAGGAGCUGCAGACGUUGAUGAAGACUGUUCGCGCCAGUAUCGGCGUGCUGGGGAUGAUGGUGUUCUUCAUGCUGACCAUGAUGGUGCUCUACGCCAGCUGCGUCUUCUUCGCAGAUAUGGACGCACCGGACACGUUUUUCGAGAGCAUCCCUGAUGCGUUUUGGUGGGCCCUCGUUACCAUGACUACCAUCGGCUACGGCGACGCCUACCCCCGGACCCUGGCGGGGAAGUUGAUCGGCAGCAUGUGCGUCAUCACCGGCCUACUCGUCAUCGCUCUGCCCGUGCCGAUCAUCGUGGAGAACUUCAACAACUUCUACAAGAGGGACAAGAACAUGCACAUCGCGGAGGAGUCGGUCAUGGAGAAGUCGGCCAUCGAUGAAAGCAUCAGGAACUUCUGGAACAACGUGAAGAAGCGUUGUGCGUGUAGCUGGGUGGGAAGGCGACUCGGCCGUGCGGGUAGGAGAGUCCAGAGGUUCUGGAGCGGAGAAAAUGGCGAUCUUCAUGCGCUAGACAAUUAUGGAGAGAACCACGUGUCGUCAGCCUCGAGGAAGCGCAGCAAGAGACGACGUCAGAGUUUGGCUAGCAGCAGUUUGAUCGAGUUGGAUCAUGAGACAGUAGUGUCUGUGAUAUCCUCUGAUAUUUGAUUCCUUAAGAAAGAAAUAU